AUGAGUACUGGCGAAAGGUUCUCCAGUUAUUCUGGUCUUAUUCUCACCGGGUUCCGUACGACCUCUUACCGACAUGAUAGCAUGUCGUAUUUCGGACGGGAGAACCUCUGGAAUGACAUGUCCGUUUUCCCUCAGAUGGUGAGGAGGCAAGUGGACAUGGUUGUCGAAGAGAUCGGAGUAGAACUCGUAGAUGAUGUUCUCCACUCCCCUUCUCGAUGCAAUGGUUGUUCCCUUCAGGUUCCGGAGAGCAGUCAUUCUCGUCUUGCUACUGGCGAAGUCUCGACGGGCAUAGCGGAUGCUUUUUCCCGCCUCUGCAGCUUCAGCCAGCACUUCUGCUCUUCUCUCUUUAAGGUCUUCCUUUAUCGCCUCUCUGCAAAGCUUUGCGAGCCCGGACGUGAGUUCGUGUUCUCCCUGCGGCUCGUGCUGCUCUACGCUGGCGUAUCAGCUCAAGAGUUUCAAGAGACAGACGUCUCUUGGUGGUUUUAA
This is a messenger RNA of Necator americanus (New World hookworm), 486 nucleotides long. RefSeq lists its product as uncharacterized. Bases 1 to 486 code for a protein of 161 amino acids. The transcript has a single exon. Lineage: Eukaryota; Metazoa; Nematoda; Chromadorea; Rhabditida; Ancylostomatidae. The record is from RefSeq and is a predicted model, not a curated record.